GCUGGAUGUCUGAUAUCCAGAUAUCAUGACCCACUGUGCCCUAAAUGGAAUACACUAUCACUCGAGGGGUCUGUGGGCAGGAAGGGUGCCGUGAGAGACGGUAUUAUCUCGACAACGGGCUCUGGUUCUGCCGGCGGGGUCACCAGCAAGAGGGUCGACAAGUCGAAGAAGAUCCGGAGGAUUAUGGAACGCAGGGCAGGGCGCACCGUGUGAAGAAAGAUGUGGUUGAGAAAGGACAGAAGACAUAUCGGGGCCAACGGGCAUAUAGUCUCUUCUUGCAAAUAUACCAGUUGAUCCUGUGGAAGCAAUGUCAUGCCCUGGUCCAUGUCCGGGGCUUUCCUGCCCAGUUCGAGAAUAUCAUUCGCGAUCUAUGGGCUCUUCGUCUGGAAGGAUUUUCUAGCAAGAUCAACGCUAAUAUGUCCGAGACAGAGACCGAAGAACCGGAGGUUUUCAGCUCUCAAGCCGCCGAUACUGAGGAUGAAUCUGAUAAGGCUUUCAAGCCCAGUGGCAAGCGCGUUCAAUGGCCUCGACUGGUUGACUCGAUUGCUCUCUGUUACAUGGGUGCGCUGUUGAUGAGGCUGCCUAUUGGCAUAGCCGACUUCCAUAGGAUGGUGAUGCAGGGAGACGUCCCAUAUCUUAGGAUAAUCAAGACCAUUCCACGGGAAAUGCGAGAUAAACUUCCGCAGGAGUACUUGUCACUCCUCGAGACCACGAGAUUACCAAAAGCAGAGCAUUUCCACAGGGCUGCGUUGGAAUUGAUUCUCUUCUAUCACCGUCGAUCCGGCGUGUAUUUCCCACCUCUGAACGCUCCACUUCUACUCUUUCGAUUUAUCAAAAGACUUACUCUUCCAAUCGAUAUAUACCCCGCUGUAAAGCAACUACAGAAACUUGUUGGGUUCACUUUCAGUUAUCCAACAACUAUCGCCGGCAAAAGACGGUCUCUUCACCUCCCUGAAGUGCAAACGAUGACCCUCAUUGUCAUCAGUACCAAGCUUCUUUUCCCAUUCGAUGAUGUGAAACGAUACCCUGAAUCAGCUAGAGAACCGAGCACUCAGGCGAUUGAUUGGCAGCUUUGGGCGCAGGUUCAAAGACACUUUGAUAACCGGGAGGCAUCUAGCGGCAGAAUUGGGAAGGGGAAUGAGGUCCUGGUUAACGAGAAAGAUGUGUUCAAUAUGACACCGAAUCAGUUGGAUGAGUACCUAGAUUGGUACGAGAAUAGUUGGCUGGAUAGCAGCAAAGGAACCAAUUCGCUAGCAGAUUUGUUUCCGCUCGGCCCGGCGGGCGUGGAAAGCCAGCCCACUGAACCGCCGUCGGAAGCAGACGAUGAAGCGUCGUUGAGCUCAAUGCUAGAAACAGUGACGCGCCAGGUCAAGAGCAUGAAGGUUGUCGCAAACCCGGAGAGCGAAGUCCCGCGCCCGGGUUCACUCUAUCCUCGUUAUCGACUCGACACUGACCUCCCCGAAAUGGUGAGGCCUUUUUAUGAAACGGCAGCAAAGGUGGUCGGGAUCUCCCUGUCAACCCUUGUCAAAACGGUAUUCCAGACAGAGGUUAGGAUGGGCCACUGGCAGGAAGACCGGAGACGUAUGGAAUACUAUGGGGAGAUUAUGGACAUGGAAUUUCCAGGGGAUGCAGAUGUAGACGACAUAGAAGAAGCAGGAGAUAUUAACGAAUAGACAUGUUUAGAGCACCAC
This is a messenger RNA of Aspergillus glaucus CBS 516.65, 1691 nucleotides long. RefSeq names its product TFIIB-type zinc finger domain-containing protein. The transcript is spliced from 8 exons. Gene Ontology annotation, molecular function: RNA polymerase I core promoter sequence-specific DNA binding. The coding region runs from base 45 to 1673 and encodes 542 amino acids. The record is from RefSeq and is a predicted model, not a curated record. Lineage: Eukaryota; Fungi; Ascomycota; Eurotiomycetes; Eurotiales; Aspergillaceae. Gene Ontology annotation, biological process: RNA polymerase I preinitiation complex assembly; nucleolar large rRNA transcription by RNA polymerase I. Gene Ontology annotation, cellular component: RNA polymerase transcription factor SL1 complex; RNA polymerase I core factor complex.